This is a messenger RNA of Schistosoma intercalatum, 330 nucleotides long. NCBI's taxonomy places the organism in Eukaryota, Metazoa, Platyhelminthes, Trematoda, Strigeidida, Schistosomatidae. The record is from the annotation of a GenBank genome assembly.
AUGGCGAGUGCUGUACGCAAGAAACUUGUUAUUGUUGGAGAUGGUGCAUGCGGAAAAACUUGUUUACUUAUUGUAUUCAGCAAAGACCAGUUUCCCGAAGUUUAUGUCCCUACUGUAUUCGAAAACUAUGUUGCAGAUAUCGAAGUUGAUAACAGACAAGUUGAAUUAGCUCUUUGGGACACUGCUGGCCAAGAAGAUUAUGAUAGGUUACGGCCACUUUCUUAUCCUGAUACGGAUGUAGUUCUGUUGUGUUAUAGUAUUGAUUCUCCUGAUAGUUUUGCAAACAUUGAGGAGAAAUGGUUACCAGAAGUAGAUACCACGAGUUUAUAA